CGGGAUGGCCCGCGCGCCUCGGCGCUGCCUCGCGGAGCACUCGGCGGAGCGGCGGCCGCGCUCGGGGGGCGCGCGGCGGCGGCGGCGGCGCGGCGCGUGAGGCCGCCUCUGGCCGAGCGGCGCCGCCAACAUGUCGGAUACCAAGGUAAAAGUUGCCGUCCGGGUCCGGCCCAUGAACCGACGAGAACUGGAACUGAACACCAAGUGCGUGGUGGAGAUGGAAGGGAACCAAACGGUCCUGCACCCUCCUCCUUCCAACACCAAACAGGGAGAAAGGAAACCUCCCAAGGUAUUUGCCUUUGAUUAUUGCUUUUGGUCCAUGGAUGAGUCUAACACCUCAAAAUAUGCCGGACAAGAAGUGGUUUUCAAGUGCCUUGGGGAAGGAAUUCUUGAAAAAGCCUUUCAAGGGUAUAAUGCUUGUAUUUUUGCAUAUGGACAGACAGGUUCGGGAAAGUCCUUCUCCAUGAUGGGCCAUGCUGAGCAGCUGGGCCUCAUUCCAAGGCUGUGCUGUGCGUUAUUUAAAAGGAUCUCUUUGGAGCAAAAUGAGUCACAGACUUUUAAGGUCGAAGUAUCCUAUAUGGAAAUUUAUAAUGAGAAAGUUCGGGAUCUUUUAGACCCCAAGGGGAGUAGACAGUCUCUCAAAGUUCGAGAACAUAAAGUCUUGGGACCCUAUGUAGAUGGUUUAUCUCAACUGGCCGUCACCAGUUUUGAGGAUAUCGAGUCCUUGAUGUCUGAGGGAAAUAAGUCGAGAACCGUCGCCGCCACCAACAUGAACGAGGAGAGCAGCCGCUCCCACGCCGUGUUCAACAUCAUCAUCACCCAGACGCUGUACGACCUGCAGUCCGGGAACUCGGGAGAGAAAGUCAGUAAGGUCAGCCUGGUAGACCUGGCGGGCAGCGAAAGAGUGUCCAAGACAGGAGCUGCUGGCGAGCGACUGAAGGAGGGCAGCAACAUCAACAAAUCAUUGACAACCUUAGGGCUUGUUAUAUCAUCRCUGGCUGACCAGGCUGCAGGCAAGGGUAAAAACAAGUUUGUGCCUUAUCGAGACUCGGUCCUCACUUGGCUUCUUAAGGACAAUUUGGGGGGCAAUAGCCAGACCUCCAUGAUUGCCACCAUCAGCCCCGCAGCAGACAACUACGAGGAGACUCUGUCCACGUUAAGAUACGCAGACCGAGCCAAGCGGAUUGUGAACCAUGCCGUGGUGAACGAGGACCCCAAUGCCAAAGUCAUCCGAGAACURCGGGAGGAAGUGGAGAAGCUGCGGGAGCAGCUCUCCCAGGCCGAGGCCAUGAAGGCUCCUGAACUGAAGGAGAAGCUCGAAGAGUCUGAGAAGCUGAUAAAAGAACUGACAGUGACGUGGGAAGAGAAGCUGAGGAAGACGGAAGAGAUCGCGCAGGAGAGACAACGACAGCUGGAGAGCAUGGGCAUUUCUCUGGAGACGUCCGGCAUCAAGGUGGGGGAUGACAAGUGCUACUUGGUCAACCUGAACGCAGACCCCGCUCUCAACGAGCUUCUGGUGUAUUAUUUAAAGGAUCACACCAGGGUGGGUGCAGACACCUCUCAGGAUAUCCAGCUCUUCGGGAUAGGGAUUCAGCCUGAGCACUGUGAGAUCGAUAUCGCCUCCGACGGAGAGGUCACUCUGACUCCAAAAGAAAACGCGAGGUCCUGUGUGAACGGUGCUCUUGUGUGCACUGCCACCCAGCUGUGGCACGGUGACAGAAUCCUGUGGGGAAAUAACCACUUUUUUAGGAUCAACUUACCGAAGAGGAAGCGGCGAGAUUGGUUGAAAGACUUGGAGAAGGAGACGAGCCCGGCAGAGCAUGACCUGGACGCGGCCAGCGAGGCUUCCUCGGAGCCCGACUACAACUACGAGUUCGCCCAGAUGGAGGUCAUCAUGAAAACCCUCAACAGCAACGACCCAGUGCAAAACGUGGUCCAGGUCUUGGAGAAGCAGUACCUGGAAGAGAAGAGAAGCGCCCUGGAGGAGCAGCGGCUCAUGUACGAGCGGGAGCUGGAGCAGCUGCGCCAACAGCUCUCCCCCGAGCGGCAGCCCCCGAGCAGUGGCCCCGACCGCCUGUCCUACAGCAGCCAGACCGCCCAGCAGAAGGUGACCCAGUGGGCAGAGGAGAGGGAUGAGCUCUUCCGGCAGAGCCUGGCCAAACUACGAGAGCAGCUGGUCAAAGCUAAUACCCUGGUGCGGGAAGCAAACUUCUUAGCUGAAGAAAUGAGCAAACUCACUGAUUACCAAGUGACUCUCCAGAUCCCUGCUGCAAACCUCAGUGCCAACAGAAAGAGAGGUGCGAUAGUGAGUGAGCCUGCUAUUCAGGUGAGGAGAAAGGGGAAGAGCACCCAAGUGUGGACCAUUGAGAAGCUGGAGAACAAGUUAAUUGACAUGAGAGACCUCUAUCAAGAAUGGAAGGAGAAUGUCCCUGAGGCCAAGAGGCUCUACGGGAAGCGAGGGGACCCUUUUUACGAAGCCCAGGAGAACCACAACCUGAUCGGYGUGGCCAACGUGUUCCUGGAGUGCCUGUUCUGUGACGUGAAGCUGCAGUACGCAGUCCCCAUCAUCAGCCAGCAGGGGGAGGUUGCAGGGCGCCUGCAUGUGGAGGUGAUGCGGGUGACAGGGGCUGUUCCCGAGCGCGUGGUGGAGGAUGACUCUUCAGAGAACUCGAGCGAAAGCGGGAGCCUGGAAGUCGUGGAUGGCAGCGGAGAGAUCAUUCACCGCGUCAAGAAGCUGACGUGCCGGGUCAAAAUCAAAGAGGCAACUGGGCUGCCCUUAAGCCUGUCCAAUUUCGUCUUCUGUCAGUACACCUUCUGGGACCAGUGUGAGUCUGCCGUGGCUGCCCCRGUGGUGGACCCCGAUGUGCCUUCCCCACAGUCCAAGGAUGCCCAGUACACAGUGACCUUCUCUCACUGUAAGGACUAUGUGGUGACUGUCACCGAGGAGUUCCUAGAGUUCAUAUCAGAUGGAGCGCUGGCAAUUGAGGUCUGGGGCCACCGGUGUGCUGGCAAUGGCAGCUCCGUCUGGGAAGUGGACUCUCUUCACGCUAAGACAAGAACAUUGCACGACAGGUGGAAUGAAGUAACUCGAAGAAUAGAGAUGUGGAUCUCCAUAUUAGAACUGAAUGAGUUAGGGGAAUAUGCUGCCGUGGAGCUUCAUCAGGCUAAAGAUGUCAACACGGGGGGCGUCUUCCAGCUCAGACAGGGUCACUCCCGGAGAGUGCAAGUCACAGUGAAACCCGUUCAGCAUUCGGGGACAUUGCCGCUCAUGGUUGAAGCCAUCUUGUCGGUAUCCAUUGGCUGCGUAACUGCCAGGUCCACCAAACUCCAAAGAGGGCUGGACAGUUACCAGAGAGAUGAUGAGGAUGGUGAUGAUAUGGAUAGUUACCAGGAAGAAGACUUAAACUGCGUCCGAGAGAGGUGGUCAGAUGCACUCAUCAAACGACGAGAAUACUUAGAUGAGCAGAUUAAAAAAGUCAGCAAUAAGAAAGACAAGACAGAGGACGAUGUGGAGAGGGAAGCUCGGCUGGUGGAGCAGUGGGUGGGGCUGACGGAGGAAAGGAACGCUGUGCUGGUGCCUGCCCCGGGCAGUGGGAUCCCCGGCGCCCCGGCUGACUGGAUUCCACCUUCUGGAAUGGAAACCCACAUACCAGUUCUCUUCCUUGAUUUGAAUGCGGAUGACCUCAGUGCCAACGAGCAGCUCGUGGGUCCACACGCAUCGGGCGUGAACUCCAUCCUGCCCAAGGAGCAUGGCAGCCAGUUUUUCUACCUGCCCAUUAUAAAGCACAGCGAUGAUGAGGUCUCCGCUACCGCCUCUUGGGACUCCUCAGUACACGACUCUGUUCACUUGAACAGGGUCACACCGCAGAAUGAGAGGAUUUACCUGAUUGUGAAGACCACUGUCCAGCUCAGCCACCCGGCUGCCAUGGAGUUGGUAUUAAGGAAACGGAUUGCAGCCAACAUUUACAACAAACAGAGUUUUACACAGAGUUUGAAGAGGAGAAUAUCAUUGAAAAAUAUAUUUUAUUCCUGUGGUGUAACCUAUGAAAUAGUCUCCAACAUACCAAAGGCAACCGAGGAGAUCGAGGACCGGGAAACCUUGGCUCUCCUGGCAGCCCGGAGUGAAAAUGAGGGCACGUCCGAUGGAGAGACAUACAUCGAGAAGUACACACGGGGCGUUCUGCAGGUGGAGAACAUUCUGAGCCUUGAACGGCUUCGGCAGGCCGUCACGGUCAAAGAGGCACUUUCCACCAGRGCCCGGCACAUCCGGAGGAGCCUCAGCACACCGAAUGUUCACAAUGUCUCCUCUAGUCGACCAGACCUUUCUGGCUUCGAYGAAGAUGACAAGGGUUGGCCAGAGAGCCAGUUAGACAUGUCUGACUACAGCUCCAGUUACCAAGAUGUGGCGUGCUACGGAACCUUACCCAGGGAUUCACCUCGGAGGAGCAAAGAAGGUUGUGCCUCGGAGAAUCCUCAUGCCUUAACAGUGAGCCCUUUUAAAGCAUUCUCUCCUCAACCACCAAAGUUUUUCAAGCCCCUGAUGCCUGUCAAAGAGGAGCAUAAAAAAAGGACGGCUCUUGAAGCAAGACCUCUUCUAAGCCAAGAGAGCAUGCCUCCAUCUCAGGCACUUAACCCUGGCUGCAUUGUCCCCCCUGGAAGCAAUGGCAGCAGCAUGCCCGUAGAUCACCAUAGCAAGAAGAAGAUUAUCCUGAAGUUAAUCUACCUAGAGGAAUUGCACUUACUUGGAGACUCCGAGGAGGAGGAGAACGAGCUGGAAGCUAUGAGCAGGCAGCUGAUGAACUCCCAGCCUUACGUCCCUGUGGAGUUUGCCGACUUCAGUGUUUACAACGCCAGCUUGGAGAACCGGGAAUGGUUUUCUUCUAAAGGAGAUCUGACCAACUCCCGGGUCCUGGAGAAAGAGGUGUCUCGCAGCCCUACCACCAGCAGUAUUACCAGUGGCUACUUCUCCCACAGUGCCUCCAAUGCCACCCUGUCGGACAUGGUGGUCCCUACUAGUGACAGCUCAGACCAGCUAGCCGUUCAGACGAAGGAUCCAGACUCCAGCGAACAUUCCGGACCGUCACUUGGGCACGAUUCCAGACUACCCUCAAACAGAGAGUUGCCAGAAGGAGAAGGAGGCUUGGGAAAGGAGAAGACAAACACGGUGCCACUCAAGGAACACAGUGCCUUAGCCAAAGCGAGCGCCCCCGAGAAAAGCUCCAGACUGCUGUGUAGGACUGGUUCAUGGUCCGAGCCGGAUGCCUGUCCCAGCAAAAACGGCCAAGCAGCCAAGGAGUUCUGCCCAAGGGAGGUGACAGUUGAACACACCACGAACAUCCUCGAGGAUCAUUCUUUCACAGAGUUCAUGGGUGCGUCCGAUGGAAGAGACUUUGACGGUCCGACACAUUCUUCUGCUGCAGAGGCCUCCAACAGGAGGAACCUACCAAAUAAAACAGACAGUAAGAGUGUCCCAGAGGGGCCACGGGACACUGGCCAGCUGAAUUCCAAGUUAGAGAAUGACCAGGUAACAAUUCCAGAGGCAGCUUUUUGGGUCCUGUGCUGUCAGUGAGCAGGGCGGAUUGUACCCAGAGCUCCAGAGGCCCUUCCUUGCAGGGACCGGGUGGGAAAGAGUCGUCCUGAUAUUUCCAACAGGGGAGAUGCCCACCGGGGAGCAGGCUCUCAACCUGUCCCGCUCACUCUGUGUGUCAGAGCAGGUUGGCUUUGGGAACCACAGUGAAACCAUGAAAUACAUAGGACCGGUGGGUUUUUAUUUUAUUUAACUAGCRUAUGAGUUGGUGUUAAUUGAGCACCCAGGUGGAUCAGGAUCAAUUCACCUCAUAUUCUUUCUCUGAGAUGUUUAGCUAUUAGCUCUUCAAAGUCAUCUGGUAGCAUCUAUCCUAUUUCAUCAAAUCUAUGAUUCCUUUGAUUAUUAUAUGAUCUAUUAUUUUAUAUAUCAUUAAGAAGGGAAAAU
Molecule: messenger RNA, 5971 nt
Organism: Urocitellus parryii (Arctic ground squirrel)
Lineage: Eukaryota; Metazoa; Chordata; Mammalia; Rodentia; Sciuridae
Gene: Kif13a
Product: kinesin family member 13A
Biological process (GO): microtubule-based movement
Molecular function (GO): ATP binding; microtubule binding; microtubule motor activity
Source: RefSeq, a predicted model, not a curated record